Molecule: messenger RNA, 3105 nt
Organism: Fraxinus pennsylvanica
Lineage: Eukaryota; Viridiplantae; Streptophyta; Magnoliopsida; Lamiales; Oleaceae
Source: the annotation of a GenBank genome assembly
AUGGUACCGAUAUCACCGUCACAAACGCCGCGGUCUAGUGACAAAGCGGCGCGAGAUCUGCGAUCGGAGGGGAGUAUGAGUGGAAAACAUGAUAAGGAUAAAGGUGUCAAUGUGCAGGUCAUUGUGCGCUGCAGGCCAUUGAGUGAGGACGAGAUGAGAAUGCAUACACCAGUGGUGAUUUCAUGCAACGAUAACAGAAGAGAAGUUUGUGCUGUUCAAAAUAUUGCUAACAAGCAGAUCGAUAGAACUUUCCUCUUUGAUAAGGUCUUUGGUCAAUCUUCCCAGCAAAAAGAUUUAUAUGAUCAGGCAGUCUGGCCAAUAGUGUUCGAAGUUCUAGAGGGCUAUAAUUGUACCAUUUUUGCAUAUGGACAAACAGGGACAGGAAAGACUUACACCAUGGAGGGUGGUGGUUCGAGGAAAAAGAAUGGGGAAUUCCCAAGUGAUGCUGGUGUUAUUCCAAGAGCUGUUCGACAAAUUUUUGAUAUCUUAGAAGCUCAAAAUGCUGAGUAUAGCAUGAAAGUUACAUUCCUAGAGCUGUACAAUGAGGAAAUAACGGAUCUUCUGGCACCUGAAGAAUGUCCAAAGUUCAUAGAUGACAAAUCAAAGAAACCAAUCGCGCUAAUGGAGGACGGAAAAGGUGGAGUUUUUGUUAGAGGUUUGGAAGAAGAGAUUGUGACCACUGCGAAUGAAAUAUAUAAAAUCUUGGAGAAAGGUUCGGCUAAAAGGCGAACGGCAGAAACCCUUCUUAACAAACAAAGCAGUCGUUCUCAUUCUAUAUUUUCUAUCACAAUUCAUAUCAAAGAGUUCACCCCAGAAGGAGAGGAGAUGAUUAAAUGUGGGAAGCUGAAUCUUGUUGACCUUGCUGGCUCAGAAAAUAUUUCACGCUCUGGUGCUAGAGAGGGCAGAGCAAGGGAAGCAGGUGAGAUCAACAAGAGCUUGCUGACACUUGGUCGGGUCAUAAAUGCUUUGGUCGAGCACUCUGGUCACAUACCAUAUAGAGACAGCAAAUUAACAAGGUUGCUGAGAGAUUCUCUGGGAGGGAAGACAAAGACUUGUAUAAUUGCCACAAUAUCACCCUCCAUUCACUGUUUGGAAGAGACACUCAGCACUUUAGAUUACGCUCACCGUGCCAAAAACAUAAAGAACAAACCAGAGAUUAACCAGAAGAUGAUGAAAUCUGCAAUGAUGAAGGAUUUGUACUCAGAAAUUGACCGAUUAAAGCAAGAGGUGUAUGCUGCCAGAGAGAAGAAUGGGAUAUAUAUACCAAGAGAUCGUUAUCUCCAGGACGAGGCAGAGAAAAAAGCCAUGUCUGAAAAGAUUGAACAUAUGGAGCUAGAUUUAGAAUUCAGGGACAAGCAAUUGAUGGAGAUCCAGGAAUUAUACAACGUUCAGCAGCAGUUGACUACUGAAUUGAGUGAAAAACUUGAGAACACUGAGAAAAAGCUACACGAAACUGAGAACGCAUUGCUCGAUCUUGGAGAAAGACACAGGCAGGCAAAUGCAACAAUAAAAGAAAAAGAAUACCUGAUAUCCAAUCUUCUUAAAUCUGAGAAAGCACUCGUUGAACGGGCACUUGAGCUUCGAACAGAACUGGAGAAUACUACAUCAGAUGUCUCUAAUCUGUUCACGAAGAUUGAACGCAAGGACAAAAUAGAAGAUGGCAAUAGAGUUCUUAUCCAAAAUUUCCAAUCCCAAUUGACUCAGCAGCUUGAAAUCUUGCAUAAAACUGUGGCAUCUUCGGCUACACAACAAGAGCAACAACUCAAUGAAAUGGAGGAAGACAUGCAGUUAUUUGUAUCCACAAAGACUGAGGUUGCUGAAGAGCUUCAAGGUCGACUAUCAAAAUUGAAAACCAUGUAUGGUUCUGGCAUCAAAGUUUUAAAUGAUUUAGCUGCAGAGCUUGGUGAUAACUCUCAGUCAACAUAUGGUUGUCUGAAUUCCGAAGUUUCUAAGCAUUCCUCAGCUUUAGAAGAGCUUUUCAGAGGAAUUGCUUCAGAUGCUGAUACACUACUUCAUGAUCUUCAAAACAGUCUGCACUAUCAGGAGAAUAAACUAACGGCAUAUGCACUACGGCAACGUGAGGCUCAUACCAGAGCUGUUGCUAUCACAAGAUCAAUUUCCCAAAUUAAUGUGAACUUCUUCAAGACUUUGGACGUGCAUGCUACAGAACUGGGCCAAAUUGUGGAAGAAGCACAGGUGGUUAAUGAUGAGAAAUUGUCCGAGCUUGAAAAGAAAUUUGAGGAGUGUGCUGCUAAUGAAGAAAGGCAAAUCUUACAAAAAGUGGCAGAGCUGCUUGCUGGUUCAAAUGCUCGGAAGAAAAAGCUGGUUCAAUGCGCAAUAGAUGGACUUCGGGACAGUGCAGCUAGUAGAACCAACAGGUUACAACAAGAGAUGUCAAUUAUGCAGGAAACUGCUUGUUCAAUUGAAGCUGAGUGGACAAAUUACAUGGAAAAAGCUGAAUCUCAUUAUCUGGAGAACACUGCUUCAGUGGAAACUGGGAAAAGGGAUAUGGAAGAGGUUCUCCAAAACUGUUUGGAAAAAGCAAAAUUGGGUGUGCAACAAUGGUGCAAUGCACAAGAAUCCUUGCUCGGUUUAGAGAAGAGCAAUGUUGCUUCUGUUGACGAAAUUGUUAGGGUAGGGACAGAGACCAGUCAAGUCUUGCGUGCAAAAUUUUCUUCUGCUAUGUCAGCUGCACUCGAAAAUGCAGAUAUAGGAAGCAAGAAUGUUCUCUUGUCUAUUGAACGUUCACUUCAACUUGACCGCGAGGCAUGUGGGAAUAUCAACUUAAUGAUUGAUCCAUGCUGUGGAAACUUGAGGGAACUGAAGAGCGGACACUACCACAAGACUGUAGAAAUCACAGAAAAUGCAGGAAAAUGCCUUUUAGAAGAAUACAUGGUGGAUCAACCGUCAUGCUCAACACCGAGGAAAAGAGAAUUCAAUUUUCCAAGCGUUUCUUCCAUUGAAGAACUCAGAACCCCAACAUAUUUUAGAGGCUGCCUAUUCUUUGAGAGACCCACGAGCUCCCCUCACUGCACUCAAUUAAUCAAGUGUAAAGUAUGGAACAAAGUAGGAAACAGUAAUCUGGUUUUCUUUCUGGGAAUCUAA